Ixodes scapularis (black-legged tick) is the source of this 321-nucleotide messenger RNA. Its product is annotated as peptidylglycine alpha-hydroxylating monooxygenase-like. The coding region runs from base 1 to 321 and encodes 106 amino acids. Gene Ontology annotation, cellular component: extracellular region. The transcript is spliced from 4 exons. The record is from RefSeq and is a predicted model, not a curated record. Gene Ontology annotation, molecular function: oxidoreductase activity, acting on paired donors, with incorporation or reduction of molecular oxygen, reduced ascorbate as one donor, and incorporation of one atom of oxygen. Lineage: Eukaryota; Metazoa; Arthropoda; Arachnida; Ixodida; Ixodidae.
AUGUCCUAUGGGUGUCUCGCAGGAGCUGGUUCUGUCCAAAUGUUUUAUCCGUCAAAAAAAGGUCUGACAAUUGUGAAGGGGGAUAUUUUGGCUGCACGCUGCACCAUGAAAAACUUCAGGAGCAGAGACACUUACGUAGGCCCCACAUCGGAAGAUGAGAUGUGCGACUUCUAUGUGAUGUACUACACAGACGGAGACAAGAUUCUAGAAGAGGGUUUGUGUUACUCCGAAGCGUCCCCGACUUACUACUGGAGAACAGAUCCGAUGCUCAAAGACCACGUCACGCCCGCAAUCGACGAAGACGCCAGCACUCUCGAUUGA